Molecule: messenger RNA, 1470 nt
Organism: Cyphellophora europaea CBS 101466
Lineage: Eukaryota; Fungi; Ascomycota; Eurotiomycetes; Chaetothyriales; Cyphellophoraceae
Product: calcium/proton exchanger
Exons: 4
Coding region: 1-1470 (489 amino acids)
Biological process (GO): intracellular calcium ion homeostasis; calcium ion transmembrane transport
Cellular component (GO): fungal-type vacuole membrane
Molecular function (GO): calcium:proton antiporter activity
Source: RefSeq, a predicted model, not a curated record
AUGGGCAUUCGCGACCGAUUUAACCGCGAGCAGCGCAUUGCGCAUGACGAUGGACCCCGCACGAUCCGCAAUGGCAAUGCAAACAAUCCCGCUGCAUCCAACGAAGCCAAUGGAAACGGCAUUGCUGAGAAAGCCCCGAAUGGCAACAGUGGAAAUCCCCAUGGUCAGAACUCGUAUCUCCCUACACACAAUAACGCCAACGGUAACGCCCACGCGGCAAACUCCUCAAAGUUUGGUAUUCAACCUGACGGCGAGUCUGGCCGCCGCGGUGUCCAUCCCUGGAAGUUCCUCAAGAUCAGCGCCCGCUCCGUCAGUACGCUGAGUGCCGCCACCAAUGUGCUGUGGCCAUUUGUACCAGCGGCCAUUGUAUUGCAUUUUGUCUCCGGCAACCAUCAUGUCUGGACCUUUGCGUGCGCAUAUAUCGGCAUGGUACCGGCUGCUAGUCUGCUGGGGUUCGCGGGGCAGGAGUUCGCUCGCAAGCUUCCGACCGUGGCUGGAACUCUGAUCGAGUCCAUGUUUGGCGGUAUUAUUGAGAUUGUGCUCUUCAUGGUUCUGAUCGCCAAGCACAACCCGAAUGCUUUGCCAGGAGAAGGAAACCUCGAGUAUGUUAUUCAAGCCGCCAUACUGGGCAGCAUUCUCGCCAAUCUGCUGCUUUGUCUGGGCUCUGUCUUCAUUGCCGGAGGAAUCAGACACAAGGAGCAGAAGUUCAGCCCUCAUAUUUCUGAAGUCGGGAGUGGUGUCAUGCUUGUUGCCGGCUUUGCCCUGCUUAUUCCCAGCGCAUUCUAUUCCGCGCUCAGCGGCGCCACUGGCAUUGGAUCAGACGCGGAACCUGGCUACACCAUGGAGCAGUUGAGUUCGGAUGUCCUGAACAUCAGCCACGGGGUUGCCAUCAUUCUGAUGGUGGCAUUUGCCUCUUACGUGAUUUACAACAGCUGGUCACAUGACAACUUCCUUCAUGACGUGUUGAAAGCCGACGAGGAGAACGAUCGAGACCGCCACAAGGAUUUACACAAGGCCAAGCUGACCAUGACCGAGUGCGUUAUCGCCAUCAGCGUGUCGCUUGUCUUUGUGUCUCUGUUGGCUGUCUUCCUGGUCGAGGAGAUUGAAUACCUCGUCCACGACCUGCAUGUUCCGGACAACUUUUUAGGUCUCAUUCUUGUGCCGCUGGUGGAGAAAAUCGCCGAGCAUCUGACCGCCGUUGAUGAAGCCUGGGACAACCAGAUUAACUUUGCCAUCUUCCACUGUGUCAGCUCAUCCGUGCAGACGGCGCUGUUCAACGCUCCUCUGGUGGUCAUCGUGGCGUGGGGCCUAGGCAAGCCGUUCGAUCUCAAUUUUGAGAUCUUUAUGAUCGUGCUGGUGGUGCUGGCCAUCAUAACAGUUGGCCAGUUCCUUCGGGAUCUGAGCAGUAACUUCCUUGAGGGCGUCUUGCUUGUUCUUGUGUACCUCAUUAUAGCGUUGACAGCCUGGUAA